AUUCCGUAUGUUUCAGAAUUUCAUGUCAAAUGUUUUUCACUUUAAUAAUUGAAAUAUAUUGCUUUCUCUCAAAUUAGAGGAGAAUUCUAUCUUCAAGCAAGCGCAAAUCAGCGCUUGAUUCGACGUAACAUUAAGCCUGAGGACAAUAAACCAUUAGGUCUUAAAAUUGAUGGAGUUUUUGAGUCUACUGGUAAUAGACCGUUUGAAUUUGGGAUGAUAGAGAUGUCCGGUGGGUAUAACACCGAUGAUUUUCCUCGAUAUCUGAAAGACCACGUUCGUGGAUGCUGGGGUAUGCGAGACCUUCUCAAUAACAUUGCAACGAUGCUUCCAUGUGGCGAUUAUAAGGUUAUGAGACAACUUCGUGUAUGGUUUCUUCAUACACAUGGACAAGAUGUGCAAAUUUGGGGAAUGGACAUUCCUGCUAAGAAAGUUUAUCUUAUGUUUCUCCUCGGUACUUUCCGGUUCCCAAUCAGUUGGGAGGAUCACUACGAACUUAUGCAUGCGCUACCGAUAUUAUGGAAUUUCGGAAAAGGUUUAAAUGAAACUGUUGACGUACUUGAGAAGUUAAAGAAAUCACACAGCCGCAAUUCAAUUUUAUCCUCUAAAACUUCAGCAUUGAAAACUUAUAUUCGGCCUAUUAAGCAAUCUCCAAAAAAACCUACUCGCAAAAAGGCGCGUACUAUAAAUCCAAUGAAGCGUGAACAGCUUGAGGAUCCGCCUUCUCCAUCACCUGUUUUUUAUUAGAAUAUAUUUUUUUUUGUGAAUCGCAAAAAAAACAAAAUCUUAUUAAUAUGAUUAAUAUGUAAUAUUAAAAUUUCGGCAG
Messenger RNA from Rhizophagus irregularis DAOM 181602=DAOM 197198, 823 nucleotides. RefSeq lists its product as uncharacterized. The record is from RefSeq and is a predicted model, not a curated record. Lineage: Eukaryota; Fungi; Glomeromycota; Glomeromycetes; Glomerales; Glomeraceae.